GAGUGCAUGAACUGUGCAGUUGCACCAGCCACAGUCCCACGGUCGACACCUGCCUUUCCUGGAAUUUACCGCCACUUUGGCCACGAGUUGGGCCAAACCAAGGCCAAACUUGAGCUCGAAGGUGGCGCGAGUCUAGCCUGCCAACUCACGACUGUCCCCUUGAACUCUGAUACGGACUCGCUUUGCAAAUGCUUGGGAUCUUCGUGAGGAUGAGAACUGCUCGAACCUACAGCGACUACAGCAGCUGCCAGGGACACUGGUCGUCUAUGGUGUUCCCUGCGUCAUGGGAGGGCGUCUGCCGCGCGAUCAAUAAAAAGAUGUGGCCCUUGAAGCUCCCCUUGUUCAUUUUCGCUGAGCUUCUCUUCUGGCCUAUAAGAUCCGCCUGGUUUUGUCUCCUCCCCGGGCAUCCCGCUUUCUCGAUCGCUCCUCGGACUCUCUGCUCUUGCUGCUACCAUGUCUGCGAUGUCUCAAUCGUAUCCUCCAGGCCAGACCGCCCGCGACCUGCUCUACCUCUUCCCGCACGUCGAGGAUGACACGAUGUCGUCCAUCCUCAACCACUCUCUCCCAGGUGGCGAUCUCUACAAGCUAGACUCACGACGCAUCCUCGAAGCGCAGUGGGACCUCAUCGACGCCUCUCUGGACGACAGCGCAUCGCCACACGCGCUGCGCUCCGCCCCGCACGCCGUCGACGUCUACCCCACGCUCGACGCGCUGCUCGUCCCGCUCAACGCGUACUUCUCCGUGCUCACCCUGCACGGGCUCGCGCGCGGCCAGCCAACGAUGCUCCCCUACUACUUCUUCCGCUACAGCAGCCACCUCGUCAAGAUCGCGACGCAGUACGAGUGGCCCGCCGUGCUCCGGUACCACCUCGCGUUCUACGUGCGGCGGUGUAAGGAGAUGCGCGUGGGCGAGUACGCGGGAUGGGGCAAGGUCGAGGUGGACCUGAUGGAGCAGUUCCUCGUGCCACACCAGAAGAAUGUCAAGGUCGUGUGUCCUUGCGGUGCCCCUCGAUCGCGAUGUACUAGGUACUGAUGCAAUGCAUUCUGCUAUUAGUCUCGAAAAAAUGGCUGGACGAAGUGAAAUGUGGCGGCGAUCGCGUGCGUGGAUGUGCGGACUAAGACUACAAAUG
Rhodofomes roseus is the source of this 1129-nucleotide messenger RNA. RefSeq lists its product as uncharacterized. The transcript has a single exon. NCBI's taxonomy places the organism in Eukaryota, Fungi, Basidiomycota, Agaricomycetes, Polyporales, Fomitopsidaceae. The record is from RefSeq and is a predicted model, not a curated record. Bases 454 to 1032 code for a protein of 192 amino acids.